CGGCGCUCUCCACCGCGCUGCGACGCGGAGGGCGGCGUCCCCAGGUCAUUGCGGCUGUCGAUUUCGGCGGCGGUGCGGCUGAAGGUGUCAGCCGGGCUGCUGCGCGCAGUAAGGCCGCGUGGAUGCGCUGGUGGAUGCACCAUGCUGCCUCGCUGCAGCAGGGUUGGAUUGACUCCUGUCGCGCCUGUUCGAGCUGUUCCCGGGUGGUGCAAAACCUCCUCUUUCUGCCCUUGCCACGCAGCUGUGGCAAUAAUACUUGCAGGGUGAGCAGCGGCCUGUUCCCGCACCAUGCAACGCUCUCCAGCAAGAAACGAAGACGAUCUGCUCAGACACCGCUCGAGCACGAACUCGAUCCUCUUACGCCGCGCAUCCUCACAACUACUCGACCACGCGUUCCAAAACACCUCAGGCGCUACACACACACUCACUCGCCCACGCCGGCCCCCCUCCCCCCUCCCUCCUCUUCUUUUCCGCAUCCGCAGCCUGCCCGCCAGCAACGCCCUCUUCCCGCUACCGCCCGUGUCCAGGGACGCAGCAGUACGACUAGGCGCAGUAUCCGAAGCCUUAUAUCUGCAGGAGGCUCUGAACCAAACGACGGGUCCCAAUCCCCCGACUCGCGCGUGGUGCCUCUGGCCGGGCCAUUAAACCUCUUGCGUCCGCGCGGAUUGGAUUUCAGGAGAGUGGCAUGCUCCCUGAAGACCGUUCAUUUCAGAACAGCAGCACGGUAAAUUGGGAUCCGCCUGGUGCCGGAGUCGGCCGUCGCGGAUCGGCCUGACAUAGGCGAGGCGGCCAACCAUAUCUGCCCGGUUCUUGGGUCUUCUUCUGGCGGUAAGACUUGGACAGCAUGUCGUUCAGGAGACGUUGUGUAUGGCACAGCCUUGUUUUCCGGGUCGUUAGCA
Messenger RNA from Parathielavia appendiculata, 899 nucleotides. RefSeq lists its product as uncharacterized. The record is from RefSeq and is a predicted model, not a curated record. Bases 123 to 728 code for a protein of 201 amino acids. The transcript has a single exon. NCBI's taxonomy places the organism in Eukaryota, Fungi, Ascomycota, Sordariomycetes, Sordariales, Chaetomiaceae.